Kogia breviceps (pygmy sperm whale) is the source of this 5777-nucleotide messenger RNA. RefSeq names its product dedicator of cytokinesis 5 (gene DOCK5). Gene Ontology annotation, molecular function: GTPase activator activity; guanyl-nucleotide exchange factor activity; small GTPase binding. Lineage: Eukaryota; Metazoa; Chordata; Mammalia; Artiodactyla; Physeteridae. The record is from RefSeq and is a predicted model, not a curated record. Gene Ontology annotation, biological process: myoblast fusion; small GTPase-mediated signal transduction; cell migration. Gene Ontology annotation, cellular component: plasma membrane; cytoplasm.
GAGGAGUCCGGGGCGCGCAGGAGCGCGGCGCGGUGGCAGCCGGAGCCCUGGGAGCUGUAGCCGCCGCCGCCGCCGCCGCCGCCGUCGCUGCUGCCGCGGGGCGAGGUCGCCGCCAUGGCCCGCUGGAUCCCGACCAAGAGGCAGAAGUACGGAGUUGCGAUCUAUAACUACAGUGCCUCUCAAGAUGUGGAGCUGUCCUUGCAGGUUGGAGACACGGUUCACAUCCUGGAGAUGUAUGAGGGUUGGUACAGAGGAUAUACCCUCCAAAAUAAAUCUAAAAAGGGUAUUUUCCCUGAAACGUAUAUCCAUUUGAAAGAGGCCACUGUAGAAGACCGUGGGCAGCACGAGACUGUGAUUCCCGGGGAGCUGCCACUGGUACAGGAGCUCACCUCGACACUGCGGGAAUGGGCCGUCAUCUGGCGCAAGCUCUACGUGAACAACAAGGUCACGCUCUUCCGCCAGCUGCAGCAGAUGACGUACAGCCUGAUCGAGUGGCGGUCCCAGAUCCUGUCUGGAACCCUCCCCAAGGAUGAGCUGGCAGAGCUCAAGAUGAAGGUCACAGCCAAAAUAGAUCACGGGAACAGAAUGCUGGGGUUGGAUCUGGUUGUGCGAGACGACAAUGGGAACAUCUUGGACCCAGAUGAAACCAGCACCAUCGCCCUCUUCAAAGCCCAUGAAGUGGCCUCGAAGAGGAUUGAGGAAAAGAUCCAAGAAGAGAAGUCAAUUCUGCAGAACCUGGACUUGCGGGGCCAGUCCAUCUUCAGUGCCGUGCAUACCUACGGCCUCUAUGUGAACUUCAAGAACUUUGUCUGCAACAUUGGGGAAGACGCAGAGUUGUUCAUGGCCCUUUACGACCCGGACCAGUCCACGUUCAUCAGUGAAAACUACCUAAUUCGUUGGGGCAGCAAUGGAAUGCCCAAGGAAAUCGAGAAGCUCAAUAACCUUCAAGCGGUCUUUACUGACCUCAGCAGCACAGACCUCAUCCGGCCCCGCAUCAGCCUCGUGUGCCAAAUUGUCCGGGUUGGCCACAUGGAGCUGAAGGAGGGGAAGAAGCACACAUGUGGACUCCGAAGACCCUUUGGAGUAGCAGUGAUGGAUAUUACCGAUAUCAUACAUGGGAAGGUGGAUGAUGAAGAAAAGCAGCAUUUUAUUCCCUUUCAGCAAAUUGCCAUGGAAACCUAUAUCCGGCAGAGGCAGCUAAUCAUGUCACCCCUGAUAACAUCCCAUGUGAUUGGGGAGAAUGAACCACUCACUUCAGUCUUGAAUAAAGUGAUAGCAGCCAAGGAAGUGAAUCACAAAGGACAAGGACUUUGGGUGUCCUUGAAGCUACUGCCGGGGGACCUCACACAGGUUCAGAAAAACUUUUCACACUUGGUGGAUAGAUCCACAGCAAUCGCCCGGAAAAUGGGCUUUCCUGAAAUAAUCCUUCCAGGAGAUGUUCGGAAUGAUAUUUACGUCACCCUGAUCCAUGGGGAGUUUGACAAAGGGAAAAAGAAGACACCGAAGAACGUGGAGGUGACCAUGUCUGUGUAUGAUGAGGAGGGCGGGCUCUUGGAGAAAGCAAUUCAUCCUGGUGCUGGAUACGAAGGCAUUUCCGAGUACAAAUCAGUGGUCUAUUACCAAGUCAAGCAGCCCUGUUGGUAUGAGACUGUCAAGGUAUCCAUUGCUAUAGAAGAAGUUGCUCGCUGCCAUAUAAGAUUUACCUUCCGACACCGGUCAUCUCAGGAAUCCAGAGAUAAAUCGGAGCGAGCCUUCGGGGUGGCCUUCGUGAAGCUCAUGAACCCGGACGGCACCACUCUGCAGGACGGGAGGCAUGACCUGGUGCUUUAUAAGGGUGACAACAAGAAAAUGGAAGAUGCUAAAUUCUACCUGACCCUGCCUGGAACCAAAGUGGAGAUGGAGGAAAAGGAGCUCCAAGCAUCCAAAACCCUAGCCAACUUUACGCCAAACAAGGAUAGCACGAAAGAUAGCUUUCAGAUUGCCACCCUCAUCUGCUCCACAAAGCUCACUCAGAAUGUUGACCUGUUAGGCUUGUUAAAUUGGCGUUCGAACCCUCAGAACAUUAAACACAACUUAAAGAAGUUAAUGGAGGUGGAUGGAGGAGAAAUUGUUAAGUUUUUGCAAGAUACGCUAGACGCACUUUUUAACAUAAUGAUGGAAAUGUCAGACGAUGAAACAUAUGACUUCCUUGUGUUUGAUGCACUGGUGUUUAUUAUUUCACUGAUAGGAGACAUCAAGUUCCAGCAUUUCAAUCCCGUCCUCGAGACCUACAUUUACAAGCACUUCAGUGCCACUCUGGCCUACGUGAAACUCUCCAAGGUACUGAACUUUUACGUGGCGAAUGCAGAGGACUCCAGCAAGACGGAGCUGCGUUUUGCUGCUUUGAAAGCCUUAAAGUACUUAUUCAGGUUCAUCAUCCAAUCUAGAGUGCUCUACUUGAGAUUUUAUGGCCAAAGUGAAGAUGGAGAUGAAUUUAGUAAUUCAAUCCGCCAGUUAUUUCUCGCUUUCAAUAUGCUGAUGGACAGGCCGCUGGAGGAAGCUGUCAAGAUCAAGGGGGCAGCCUUGAAGUACCUUCCUAGUAUCAUUAAUGACGUCAAACUUGUGUUCGAUCCAGUUGAGCUCAGCGUGCUCUUCUGCAAGUUCAUUCAGAGCAUCCCUGACAAUCAGUUAGUUCGCCAGAAACUGAACUGCAUGACCAAGAUAGUAGAGAGCAAUCUUUUCCGGCAGUCGGAGUGCAGAGACGUGCUGUUGCCUCUGCUGAUAGACCAGCUCAGCGGCCAAUUAGACGACAACUCCAGCAAGCCUGACCAUGAGGCCAGCUCACAGCUUCUGAGCUACAUCCUGGAAGUUCUGGACAGGCAGGAUGUGGGUCCCACGGCGCUGCACGUACAGCUGAUAAUGGAACGGCUGCUGAGAAGGGUCAACCGGACCGUGAUUGGGAUGAGCCGACAGUCUCCCCACAUCGGGAGUUUCAUUGCCUGCAUGAUUGCCAUCCUGCGGCAGAUGGACGAGAGCCACUACAGCCACUACAUCAGCACUUUCAAGACCAGACAAGACAUUAUUGACUUCCUCAUGGAAACUUUUAUCAUGUUUAAGGAUCUAAUUGGAAAGAACGUCUACGCCAAAGACUGGAUGGUCAUGAAUAUGACACAGAGCAGGGUUUUCCUCCGUGCCAUCAAUCAGUUUGCUGAGGUUCUCACAAGAUUCUUCAUGGAUCAGGCAAGCUUUGAACUUCAGCUCUGGAACAAUUACUUCCAUUUGGCAGUUGCUUUUCUCACCCAUGAGUCCCUUCAGCUUGAAACCUUUUCGCAAGCCAAGCGCAACAAAAUUGUAAAAAAAUACGGGGACAUGAGAAAGGAAAUCGGCUUUAGGAUCCGGGACAUGUGGUAUAACCUGGGUCCCCACAAAAUCAAAUUCAUCCCAUCCAUGGUGGGUCCCAUUCUGGAGGUCACACUGACCCCCGAAGUAGAGCUCCGGAAAGCCACCAUCCCCAUUUUCUUUGAUAUGAUGCAGUGUGAGUUCAAUUUCAGUGGAAAUGGCAAUUUCCAUAUGUUUGAGAAUGAGUUGAUCACGAAGCUGGACCAAGAGGUGGAAGGGGGAAGAGGAGAUGAACAAUACAAGGUCCUUCUGGAAAAACUGCUUCUAGAACAUUGCCGGAAACAUAAAUACCUCUCCAGCUCCGGAGAAGUAUUCGCGCUCCUGGUCAGCAGCCUCUUAGAGAAUCUCCUGGACUACAGAACCAUUAUCAUGCAUGACGAGAGCAAGGAAAACCGCAUGAGCUGUACCGUUAACGUGCUGAAUUUUUACAAAGAAAAGAAGAGAGAGGACAUCUACAUAAGAUACUUGUACAAGCUGCGGGAUUUACACCGGGACUGUGAGAACUACACCGAAGCUGCCUACACACUCCUCCUCCACGCUGAACUCCUGCAGUGGUCUGACAAGCCCUGUGUACCCCAUUUGCUUCAGAGGGACACUUACUAUGUGUAUACCCAGCAAGAGCUUAAAGAGAAGCUGUAUCAAGAAAUCAUAUCGUAUUUUGACAAAGGCAAGAUGUGGGAGAAGGCAAUCAAGCUGAGCAAAGAGUUGGCUGAGAAUUAUGAGAGCAAAGUAUUCGACUACGAGGGCCUGGGUGAUCUCCUGAAAAAAAGAGCCUCAUUUUAUGAGAACAUCAUUAAGGCAAUGAGGCCUCAGCCUGAAUACUUUGCUGUUGGCUACUAUGGACAGGGCUUUCCUUCUUUCCUACGGAACAAGAUCUUCAUCUACCGGGGGAAGGAGUACGAGAGGCGAGAAGACUUCAGCCUGCGGCUGCUGACCCAGUUUCCCAACGCCGAGAAGAUGACCAGCACCACGCCCCCAGGAGAGGACAUCAAGUCCUCCCCCAAGCAGCACAUGCAGUGUUUCACCGUAAAGCCAGUGAUGAGCCUGCCGCCCAGCUACAAAGAUAAACCAGUUCCAGAGCAGAUCUUAAACUACUACAGAGCCAAUGAAGUACAGCAGUUCAGAUAUUCUCGGCCAUUCCGGAAAGGAGAAAAGGAUCCCGACAAUGAGUUUGCUACCAUGUGGAUUGAAAGGACCACGUAUACGACUGCCUAUACCUUCCCUGGGAUUCUCAAGUGGUUUGAAGUCAAACAGAUUUCAACAGAGGAAAUCAGCCCUCUGGAGAACGCCAUUGAAACCAUGGAGCUCACCAAUGAGAAGAUCAGCAGCUGUGUCCAGCAGCACGCCUGGGACCGGUCCCUCUCCGUGCAUCCCCUCUCCAUGCUGCUUAGUGGCAUCGUGGACCCGGCUGUCAUGGGGGGUUACUCCAACUACGAGAAGGCUUUUUUUACGGAAAAGUACUUGCAGGAGCAUCCUGAAGACCAGGAGAAGAUCGAGCUGCUAAAGCGACUGAUAGCGUUGCAGAUGCCUCUGCUGACAGAGGGAAUCCGCAUCCACGGGGAGAAGCUGACAGAGCAGCUGAAGCCACUGCACAACCGGUUGUCUUCUUGCUUCCGGGAACUCAAGGAGAAAGUGGAAAAGCUCUAUGGGGUUAUAACACUGCCGCCCAACUUGACGGAGAGGAAGCAAAACCGCACAGGGUCUAUGGUGCUCCCCUACAUCAUGUCGUCCACACUGCGGAGAUUGUCCAUCACCUCGGUGACUUCCUCGGUGAUCUCCAGCUCUUCUAACUCAUCUGAUAAUGCUCCUUCCAGACCAGGAUCUGAUGGGUCCAUCCUGGAGCCCCUUUUGGAGCGCAGGGCCUCGUCAGGGGCCAGAGUGGAAGAUCUGUCCCUCAAAGAGGACAGUGAGAACCGGAUGAGCAAGUUCAAGAGAAAAGACCGGAGUCUGAGCAAGUCCCAGGUCAUCGCAGAGAAAGCAUCAGAACCUGAUCUGAUGAGCCCGGGCAGAAAAGCACAAAGGCCAAAGAGUCUGCAGCUGUCGGACAAUCGGCUGACACCGUUUCAUGGCUCUUCUCCGCCUCAGUCAACACCCCUGAGCCCACCCCCGCUCACUCCUAAAGCAACCAGGACCCUCAGCUCGCCAUCUUUGCAGACAGACGGGCUGAUGAUGGCUACAGUCCCACCUCCCCCUCCACCCAAAAGCAAGCCCUACGAGAGCAGCCAGAGGAGCUCCACAGAGAUUGCAGCCCCACUGCCUGUCCGAAGAGAAGCCAAAGCCCCGCCCCCUCCACCUCCAAAAGUUCGGAAGUCGGGCAUCCUUUCUUCUGAACCUGGAUCCCAGUAAGGAUCUUGCCCUCUCUCUGGAACUGAUGCCUGGGAGCUGGCCUCGGGGAGUCA